This is a messenger RNA of Habropoda laboriosa, 1995 nucleotides long. RefSeq names its product mesoderm induction early response protein 1. The transcript has 5 exons. Lineage: Eukaryota; Metazoa; Arthropoda; Insecta; Hymenoptera; Apidae. Gene Ontology annotation, cellular component: nucleoplasm. Gene Ontology annotation, molecular function: transcription corepressor activity; histone deacetylase binding. The record is from RefSeq and is a predicted model, not a curated record. Gene Ontology annotation, biological process: negative regulation of transcription by RNA polymerase II. Bases 1 to 1995 code for a protein of 664 amino acids.
AUGUACUUUAUAUUUUAUAGGGCAGAUCGAGAUUAUAAUAUGGGUCCAGCUACAGAAAUGAUGAUAAAUGAUUUUGAUGAUGAACGGACUUUAGACGAAGAAGAAGCUUUAGAAGGUAGUGAAGAUUCUCACAACGAGUUGUCCAACUUGCAAAAGGAAGGUGAUAUGCCACUAAAAGAUCUACUUGCGAUGUAUGGAUACGGGGAUCCAUCGACGGAAAAUUCAAACAGUUCUGAUCGAAUAUUAAUUCCAUCUGGAAGCGGCGAUCCAGAAGUCGAAGGACAGUAUUCAGAUAAGGGAGAUAAUGACGCGGAUGAUGAUGACGACGAUGACGAAGCGGAUGCAACGAGUAACGAGCCAGAUCUCAAACAGUUUUAUACAGAAAUGUUGGUAAAGGGGAAAGAUUCAACGUCGUUAGUAUCGGGAUCAACGAUGAAAGGAAACAAUGCCGGCGGUGUAGGUACCGAAGACAAUAGCAGGCGACACAGAAUUCACGAUGACGACGACGACGACGAAGAAGGUGAAGGCGAAGAAUGUUCUAUGAUCGAUGGUUGUACUAAUAAUGAAAGUACGAGAACGGCUUCGACGAUGGGAGGUGCCAAUGCUAGCACUAAGUGCAGUGGUAUAACCGCACUUGCUGGUUGCACUACAAACGACAGUACCGUUGGUGGGGUAGAAGGUAGUGUCAGUAGUGGUACGGUAGAUGGAGGAGAAGAUGGAAUAGUCAGCGGUGCUAUAGGUAGCGGCACAUCAAGAUUGUUACGAAGCGUUUCACGACCACAAAGCGAAGAAGAAGAAGACGAUUGUGAUUAUAGUCCGGACGAAGAGGAAUGGAAAAAGACAAUCAUGGUUGGUAUCAAUUACCAAGCAGCUAUACCGGAAGGUCUUUGUCAUUACGACGAUGCUUUACCUUACGAAAACGAGGAUAAGAUGUUGUGGGACCCCAGUCAUAUACCCGAAGAAGAAACGGAAGAAUUCUUAGAACGGGCACAGCUACCAGCUGUAAAAGGUGGUUCUCUACCUACGGGGUCUCAUAUCAGAGACGACGAACAAGCAUUAUAUCUACUGUUACAAUGUGGCUACAAUCUUGAAGAGGCAUUAAGAAGACGCAGGAUGAACGUCGUACCUCCAACGGAUGCGGUUAGUCUUUGGUCCGAAGAAGAAUGUCAUAAUUUUGAAUCUGGAUUACGAAGUUACGGAAAAGAUUUUCAUCUGAUACAAAGGAACAAGGUUCGAACGCGAUCUGUCGGCGAAUUGGUGCAAUUUUAUUAUCUCUGGAAGAAAACGGAACGUCACGAUAUUUUUACGUAUAAGGCUCGUUUAGAAAAGAAGAAGUAUGCUUUGCAUCCCGGUAUCACGGACUAUAUGGACCGAUUUCUCGAGGAGCAAGAGGGUGUUCGCGAUCGUAGCAGCUCACCGAACGUGCAUUGCUUGUUGUACGGGGACGCGAAACGGCAAAGGUCAGCUGUCAGCGCGACGAAUAACGAGGAAGGAAAAUCAACGGAACCAUGGGACGGUGGUGCAGUUGAUCCGUUGGCAGAUUUGAAUGGACCAACGCCACCACCACCACCGCCGCCACCACCUCCUCCUCCUCCGCCAGCGGCACCAACCUCUGCAGUUGUUCAAUCACCGUCAGGUUCAGUUUCAACUACACUGUCAACUCCUCCUAUGUAUUGCACCGCAGUGUCAACUCGUCAUUCCGAUUGUUCACCGACCGACUCUAGCUACGUUAAUAACCCGCACAUGUGGUCGAAUCUGACGUCUCGAAGUCACUCUACCUCCUGUAUCGUAACCACGAUCACGAUAAAUACGACAACAACUAGCACCGUUCCAAUGGUCACGACCGUCGGUAUUACAAAUACGGUUACAACAACAAGUUCUACCGUUACUACUGCUGCCUCUAACAAUUUCUAUCAUUCGCGAGUGACGUCGAGAAGCAACGAUGUGCACGAUUCACCGUCGCCAGAGAACAUUUUACCUCAUUUACCACCUUAG